AUGAAGUCCUCGACACUCGCUUUGCUUUCCUCGGCCGGAAUCGCCUCGGCGGCCCUCCAGGUUGAUUUGAGCUCGGCAGAUUCCAUCAAGCAAGCUGCGUCACAGGUAGCAUGGGACUUGCUACAAUAUUACAAGGGCAACCAGUCUGGCGCGACUCCUGGCAUUCUCCCGGGGCCACCUCCGGCGGGAGACUACUACUGGUGGCAGGCCGGCGCAAUGUGGGGGACGCUGGUUGACUACUGGCAUUACACCGGCGACACCGCGUACAACAAACUGUCGAGCGACUCGAUGAUUUUCCAGGCCGGCGCUCCUCAGAACAGCUACAUGCCCCCGAAUUGGACCGCCUCGCUAGGAAACGAUGACCAAGGGUUCUGGGGUCUCUCGGCCAUGUUGGCGGCCGAGGUCGGCUUCCCUAAUCCUCCACCCGACCAGCCGCAAUGGCUCGCGCUCGCCCAGGCUGUCUUCAACACUCAGGCGGCCCCUGAUCGUCACGACGACACCUGCAAUGGAGGUCUGCGGUGGCAGAUUCCAAACUACAAUGUCGGCUACGAUUACAAGAACGCCAUCUCCAACGGCAUCUUCUUUAACUUGGGCGCCCGUCUUGCUCGCUAUACCGGCAACCAGACUUAUGCGGAUAUCGCCACCAAGACCUGGAAUUGGGUAACGGGCGUGGGACUGAUGGACUCUGCUUGGAAUGUCUAUGACGGUGGCCACGUGCAGGUCAAUUGCACCGACAUCUUCAAGGCGCAAUUCUCAUACAACGCCGCCAUCUUCCUCCAAGGCGCUGCUUUUAUGUACAAUUUUACGAAUGGCUCCGAUGUCUGGAAAGAGCGGACGCAGGGACUGGUCGAUCGCACGGUCGAAGUUUUCUUCCACAACGGCCCCGCUGUCGAGGUCUCGUGCGAGCUCCAAAACAGCAUUCAGUGCAAGACUGAUAUGCUGUCCUUCAAGGGUUAUCUUCACCGCUGGAUGGCCCAGACGACACAGGUCGCGCCUUUCACUCACGAGAAGAUCAUGGCCACUCUUCAGAAGUCGACCGCUGCUGCCGUCAAGUCUUGCCAAGGUGGCCCUAACGGGCGCCAGUGUGGUUUCCGUUGGACGACGGGGCAGUUUGAUGGACUCUUGGGCGCCGGCCAGCAGAUGAACGCGCUGGCUGCACUGUCAUCACUCCUUGUCGAUCAAGCUGGUAUCAAGCCGCCGCUGACCAACAGCACGGGCGGUACGAGUCAAGGAAACCCCAACGCUGGACAGACCGCUACCGACGUGUUUCAUCAUCCGCCUCCCACGACGGGCGACAAGGCUGGAGCCAGCAUUCUCACCAUUCUCAUCCUGGGCGGCAUCAUGUCCUCCUUUGUGUGGAUGAGCACCGGCUUGUCAGAAAAGGGGAUGUAA
Messenger RNA from Thyridium curvatum, 1392 nucleotides. RefSeq lists its product as uncharacterized. NCBI's taxonomy places the organism in Eukaryota, Fungi, Ascomycota, Sordariomycetes, Thyridiales, Thyridiaceae. Gene Ontology annotation, biological process: fungal-type cell wall biogenesis; carbohydrate catabolic process. Gene Ontology annotation, molecular function: mannan endo-1,6-alpha-mannosidase activity. Bases 1 to 1392 code for a protein of 463 amino acids. The record is from RefSeq and is a predicted model, not a curated record. The transcript has 3 exons.